UAGUACGAUCUUUGAUCGACCUAGCUUAUACAUUUCUAAAUAGAUCGAGACGAUUUAUAUUUUGUCAAUAGUGGAAAACUCUAACCAGGGACUUGGAAGACAACACACCACCAAGAUGGCCACGACAAGGUACUGGUGUGGAACAAAUGCCCUUUGCAAUAUGGGGGAGUUUGUUGAUAGAGUGAUUUUAAUAACUGGAGCCAGUUCAGGAAUUGGAGCUGAGACGGCUCUCCACUUUGCUGCAGAAGGAGCAGGUCUUGCUUUAGUGGGUCGUGAUGAAGGGAGACUAGAGAAGACUGCACAGGAUUGCCUGGCAAAAGGCCUAGCAAAGGAUAAGGUACUUACAAUCAAGGCAGACAUGUGUGUAGAAGAAGGUGUGAAGAGGAUCAUGGAAUCAACUAUCACACACUUUGGUAGACUGGAUGUCUUGGUGAACAAUGCUGGAAUAUCCUUAUUUGAUACCCUCACAAGUGAAGCACUACUGGAGAACUAUGACCACACAACGAAGGUUAAUGUAAGAUCCAUCAUCCAACUGACGAACCUAGCGACACCUCAUCUUAUCGAAUCUAAAGGUUCUGUCGUUAAUGUAUCAAGCAUCUGCGGAAAGAGGGUGGUGCGGAAUUACUUGUCCUACAACAUUACAAAGGCUGUCAUUGACCAGUUUACAAGAUGUACUGCUGUGGAUCUGGCUUCCAAAGGUGUUCGAGUCAAUGCAGUAAACCCAGGGACCAUAAUGACCCCAAUUUUUUCCAACCAUGGACUUUCUGAAGAAGAACUUAGAGAGCAACUAGGCAAGGAGCAUCCACUGGGUAGGGUAGGAGAACCGUCCGAUGUGGCAUCGGUCAUCAAGUUUCUUGCGUCCAACGCAGCAACUUUUGUCACUGGAGAAACACUGUCAAUAGAUGGCGGCAGACAAUGCUCCUGUGCUGAGGGUUACCCAUUUACUUUCGGGGAGUAAAAAUCGCCUAGCAUAACGAGAAAUUGCUCUAAAAACAAUAUUUUGUAACAAUAAAAACCUUCAAAUGUUUCGGACAAUGAGAUGUGAUAAUUUUGAUUCCCAAUUUUUAUGGGAAUGAAAGGGUUGGCUGUCAACAAUGAAUGCUAUACAUGUAUUUUUAAUUAUGAUGGACCAAUUAAGUGCAAAGUGCAAUAUGAUGUGGGAUAUGGGGAAAGUAUUUUUUUCUUUUAGGUACCUUUUGGGUGUAAAAUUUCAGGUGGGGGGGGGGGCACGUUUAAUGUGCUGAAAAGAUGGAUGUUGAGUCCUGGUAAAGAUUAACAUAUAAUCUGUGAGCUACCCGUUCGUUUUAUGUCAGUUCGGAAGAUAUGUAUCUCCUGAAAAGAAGCUUCAAAUGCCCUCAAAUUAUAAAUAUGAUAAAGUAUAGCUAGCUGAAAAUUUUGAACCAAAUUUUAGGCCACGUAUACGUCUCCUGAGUGCAGAAUAUGUGUCUGUCAGUAAGAUUGAGUUAAUGGAAGGCUGAAAUUUGUGUUUGUAGCCUAAGAAAGCUUACUAUAUAAUUGUUAUCCAUCAAUGUCUUUUCAUAUGAUCAUUCUAAAACCUCACGAUGUCGAUUCUUAUAUUCUACAUAAUCAACGUUCCCAAUUUCUUUCAGACAGUUUUUUUUUUCACAAUGUGAUCACGUGACCUGUAUUUAAAUUUGUCUUGCCAUGGGUGCAGACCAGCAAUAAAAGGUACAACCUAGUGAAUUUCCAAUGCCAAUGGGAUGGCAAACGAGUUGUUUUCAACAUUACCUUAGUGUUAGAUCACAUUAUUGCAA
Messenger RNA from Strongylocentrotus purpuratus (purple sea urchin), 1775 nucleotides. Its product is annotated as 3-oxoacyl-[acyl-carrier-protein] reductase FabG-like. The transcript has 9 exons. The record is from RefSeq and is a predicted model, not a curated record. Bases 116 to 958 code for a protein of 280 amino acids. NCBI's taxonomy places the organism in Eukaryota, Metazoa, Echinodermata, Echinoidea, Camarodonta, Strongylocentrotidae.